AUGCAUACUGACAACAGCAUUUCAGAUGAUGGCCGUGAUGCACACGAACAGGUCUACAGAAACGAUGAGCGCCAUGAGGGCAAGUUCUCGCACGAGCUCAUCGGUGGCGCUGCUGCCUUUGAGGGCAUGAAGCUAUACGAAGACAAACAGCGCAGAGAAGGCAAGGCUGUCGACCACGCGUUUGCCAAAGAACUCCUUGCCGGAUUCGUCGGUGCCGAAGUUGACAAGCUCGCCGAAACGAAGGGGCUGGAUGAGUACGACAAGAUUCGAGCAAGGGAACAUGGCAAGAGGGCCGCCGAGGGAAUGUAUGACAACCAUUACGGCGAUAUGGAUCGAUAUGACCCCAACUCCCGCGAUCAGCCAAGAUUCAACUAUUGA
Cladophialophora carrionii CBS 160.54 is the source of this 378-nucleotide messenger RNA. RefSeq lists its product as uncharacterized. The transcript has 2 exons. Bases 1 to 378 code for a protein of 125 amino acids. Lineage: Eukaryota; Fungi; Ascomycota; Eurotiomycetes; Chaetothyriales; Herpotrichiellaceae. The record is from RefSeq and is a predicted model, not a curated record.